This is a messenger RNA of Effrenium voratum, 2166 nucleotides long. The record is from the annotation of a GenBank genome assembly. Lineage: Eukaryota; Dinophyceae; Suessiales; Symbiodiniaceae.
UGGUUCAAGUGGCUUAUGCUGGAGGUUCCACCUGGUUGCCGCCCGACUCAUGGCAAAGGGCAUUUCGGCGGGCAUGGCAUCUGAUCUGUAUUGCAUCAACCACGAACAUUGGCGAUACCAUCCUCCUCAAGAUUGAAGAAACUCACGAGCGGCAACAACACUUGCUGACUCAGAUCUUAAAUGCUCUGCAGCAGGACGUUGCCCCGCACCGGCAUGCAGUACAAAGACUGAGCGAGCCUGUCAAGCCCACACGACACUCUGUCAAGAAGCGAUCAGUGCCAUUGUCCUCAACUUCCAUUGUGCAAGGCCAAGUUCCGAGCAUGAUGGAAAUGCAUCUGGAUCUGCUGAGGGAGCUGGGGAGUCAUUUGGUGCAUAGGAACUGCACAAGUUGUGUCAGCACUCUGGGCCUAUAUCUUGACUGACUCCUCCUCCCACUCAUUGUCACCGUCGAAGCCGAGCCCAAGCUUCCACACCUUCUCGUCAGUUGACGAGGGCAGUGAGGUAGAUAUCAUUCCGCGGCCCCAUUUGAUCUUGCAGGACGCAGAUGAGCCGGACAGUGAGAUCCCAGGGCUGGUUGGCGACGCAAGUCGCUUUCUGAACGUGCCGCGGCCAAACCGCGGGUCUCGCAUGCACUCCAUGGACAAGUCCUCACAGGUCCAAAUCCUGGAGUCCCACUCCAACCUGACGCCACUCGAAGUGCAGCCAACCAGUGCGCGUGGCUUCAGGCUUCUGGAAGAGCAUCCCAUUUUGCUGUACUUCCUCAUCGGCUCGCCAGCUCUAGCAAUGCUUGUGGUAGUUCUAGGUUUUACCAUCAUCCAUCAUCAGAUGAUCAGCUACGGCUUCACAGUCUUUACCACAGCUCUGUACUUCCUCCUCGCCCUGGGCUCCAUUUUCUUGCUGGGCCGUGCCCUCAGGUCCUCGGACUUGCACUUGGCCACAAGCCGGCUCAACGUUUUCGUCUCAGACUUCAAGUUGCGUUGGACCGAAGUCUCGGGCAAGGAAGGCUGGAAAUACGCUGCGGCCUGGUGCUUCAUGAUGAUGUGCUUCUCCGUCACGCAGGGCUGCGAAGCAUUCUUGACUCAGACUGAAGAAGCCUCCCCAGACGUUCGAGCGUGGAAGCAUGUGAUUCAGGUGGUAUCAAGCAUAAGCUUUGGAGUAUCCAGCGCCGUGGUGAUGCUUUCUGCUUACAUCCAGUCGCAUCUUUUACUUGGUCUGGACAAGAGCUUGGACUGCUGGUGUUGCCGCAUUGUCAAUGACGUGAACUUUUCGACUGGCGUCGAGAGUUGGAACGCCAUGCAAGCACUUUUGAAGUGUGUUGGUCGCGAGCUAGCGAGUAGCUUCGUCGCCCUCCAAGCUCUGGCAACCUUGGGCUUCAUCUAUUUUUUAGUGAGCGGUGUGACGAUGAUUUUCCGCACAGAGUUCAGUGUGCUUCCCUUGCUCGUGGAAAGCUUCUCUUCUAUGCCUCUUCUCUUUCUCUUCAUGCUGAGCAUGCGUGUUUGCGCUCAUGGAGCCGACCUCACCGAGAAGUGUCGCGCCAUGCCGGCUUUUGUGAACCAGAUCCCCACAAACCUAUACUUGGACAGUGGACGUCAGUAUCUUGUUCAGUUCAUCGCUGACAGCUCAGCUGGGUUCACCGUGCGGAACGUGAAGCUAACUCAGGAAGUCUUCCAAAAGCAACUCUAUGUCUUCGUUGGUCUGGUCUCAGGUCUCGUCAGCGUGUUCUCGCGGAUGUACCUGUAGAGAUCCUGAUGCCCCAUUUCCCAUUUCCACAUCUACUCGCUUUACGCACCUUCAUGCAGACUUGACUAGUUCAUUUUCUUGCCAGUUGUGGCUCGGUCAGCAAGAAACAGGUUUCAACUGCAGAGCACUUUCUGUUUGCCAAAGAGACACUGGCACAAAGCGGGGUGUGACUCAGUUGAUUGCAUCGUUCAUUCCAAUUCGAAGAGCCCCCUGGUUGGAUGGCAGUGCAACUCUUUAGGCCAUGGCUAUGAUGGCCAUGCAGGCCAGACUACCCUCCAAGAGGUGAGGUCGGCCUGGGACUUCCUACCUUGACUGAGGAGCCACGGGGUUCAGAUGUGGUACCAGCAUCUGGCAACAUGGACCUCUUUGCAGCCCCAAAUUGGGCAGCUUUCAGCCUUUUUCCUCUAUUGGUGCUUGCAAAGCGGC